AUGGCUGAUAUAUUUGCGUGGCUCUUCUCCUUCUUCACCCUUAUUGCCUUAAUUAUUAUCAUUAUUUACCAGUUAAUGUGCCUGGCAGAUCUCGAGUUUGAUUAUAUAAAUCCCUAUGAUUCCACAUCUCGAAUAAACAAAGUGCUUUAUCCUGAGUAUAUUUUAUUAGGUGUUCUCUUCUUCUUCUACGUUGUAACAGGACAUUGGGUAAUGGCACUGUUCUGCGCUCCUUACGUCUACUACAACGUCAAAUUGUACAGACAAGGAAAGCAUCUGACUGAUGUUACAGAGAUAUUCAACACGCUCUCUCGAGAAAAGAAGCAACGGCUUUUCAAACUCUUCUAUCUAAUUUUUAUCCUAUUCCUCUCGUUAUUUUGGUUGAUAUACACAUCAUUGGACGACCAUGAGGAUUAG
Molecule: messenger RNA, 414 nt
Organism: Vicia faba (fava bean)
Lineage: Eukaryota; Viridiplantae; Streptophyta; Magnoliopsida; Fabales; Fabaceae
Source: the annotation of a GenBank genome assembly